This is a messenger RNA of Prunus dulcis (almond), 2159 nucleotides long. Its product is annotated as protein NRT1/ PTR FAMILY 6.4. Gene Ontology annotation, molecular function: nitrate transmembrane transporter activity. The record is from RefSeq and is a predicted model, not a curated record. Gene Ontology annotation, cellular component: membrane. Bases 246 to 2030 code for a protein of 594 amino acids. The transcript has 5 exons. Gene Ontology annotation, biological process: transmembrane transport; response to nitrate. Lineage: Eukaryota; Viridiplantae; Streptophyta; Magnoliopsida; Rosales; Rosaceae.
UAGAAACCACAAAACAUACGUACGUAUGUUGGAAGUGUUCACAUGCUUCAAAAAUGUGCUGUAGCUCAGCUACUCUUAACCACUAGAAAUUGUGGAGACGAUGACAAAGCCAGUAAAACAGAGUCCUUACAGUGCUAAAUAUAACCCCAAUCAUACAUGCACUGUCAUGCUACUAUUUCUCUGCUGCAAAUCCUAAAGGAGAAAAAUCUCUCUCUCUCUCUCUCUCUCUCUCUCUCUGCUGAAAGAUGGUUUUGAUAUCAAGGGAUGGUGAGAAAGAAGGUGCAAGUGAUGGAGCUGUGGUGGAUUUUAGAGGGAAUCCUGUGGACAAGUCCAAAACUGGUGGAUGGCUUGCUGCAGGGCUUAUUUUGGGAAUUGAACUGGCUGAGAGGAUCUGUGUGAUGGGCAUAUCUAUGAAUCUAGUAACUUACUUGGUUGGAAAUUUGCAUAUAUCUUCUGCAAAAUCUGCAACCAUAGUGACCAAUUUCAUGGGCACUUUGAACCUCCUUGGCCUCCUUGGUGGGUUUCUAGCAGAUGCUAAACUGGGAAGGUACUGGACUGUCGCCCUUUCUGCAACAAUAACUGGUCUGGGGAUAAUUUUGUUGACAUUGGCAACAUCCAUUCCUAGCAUGAGACCACCUCCAUGUGAUGACUACAGAGAGCAACAUCAUGAAUGUAUUGAGGCCAAUGGAAAGCAAUUAGCUCUGCUCUAUGCUGCUUUAUAUACUACAGCACUAGGUGGUGGUGGUAUAAAAUCCAAUGUCUCAGGUUUUGGGUCUGAUCAAUUUGAUGGCAGAGACCCCAGGGAAGAGAAGUCCAUGAUCUUCUUCUUCAACAGGUUCUACUUUGGCAUUAGCAUUGGCUCUCUGUUUGCUGUUAUUGUGCUGGUGUAUGUACAAGAUAAUGUCGGCAGGGGGUUGGGUUAUGGAAUAUCGGCAGGGGGGAUGAUCAUCGCACUUGUUGUGUUGCUCUCCGGGACGCCAUUUUAUAGAUUCCAUAAGCCUCAAGGCAGCCCUUUAACUGUCAUAUGGAGGGUGAUAUUUUUGGCUUGGAAGAAGAGGGCUUAUCCUUGUCCAGAUCGUCCAAGCCUUUUGAAUGAAUACCAAGAAGCCAAGAUCCCCCACACACAGAGGCUCAAGUGUCUAGACAAAGCUGCAAUCCUAGAUGAAUAUGCUUCUGCUGAAGGAAACAGAAGCAACCCAUGGAUAGUAUCCACAGUGAACCAAGUUGAAGAGGUGAAACUGGUUUUCAAGCUCAUGCCAGUCUGGUCGACAUGUAUUCUCUUUUGGACAGUCUACUCUCAAAUGACUACCUUCACCAUUGAACAAGCCACCUUCAUGAACCGAAAAAUAGGCUCCUUUGUUAUCCCUUCGGGUUCUUUCUCAGCCUUUCUCUUCAUCACCAUUCUCCUGUUUACUUCCUUAAACGAGAAACUCUUUGUCCCCCUUGCUCGAAAACUCACCAACACCGCCCAAGGAAUAACAAGCCUUCAGAGGAUUGGAAUUGGACUCGUUUUAUCAAUGGCUGCUAUGAUUGCUGCAGCAAUAGUAGAGAAACAAAGAAGGGAAUUCGCUGUUCACCAAAAUACCAAAAUAAGUGCUUUCUGGCUUGUCCUACAAUACUUCCUAGUGGGUGCUGGAGAAGCUUUUGUCUAUGUUGGACAACUUGAAUUUUUCAUCAGAGAGGCACCGGACAGGAUGAAGUCCAUGAGCACAGGGCUUUUCUUAAGCACCAUCUCAAUGGGGUUCUUUGUUAGCACUCUGUUGGUGACUGUGGUGGACAAAGUGACUAAGAAGAGCUGGCUGAGGAGUAACUUGAACAAGGGAAGGGUGGAUUACUUCUACUUGCUGCUUGCAGUGCUCGGAGCUUUAAAUUUCUUAGUGUUUCUUGCCUUUGCAAUGAGACACCAGUACAAAGGCCAGCAGCACAUUAGCCCUAACGAUAGUGUCAAAAAGGAGCAUAAGAACUCAAAUGGCAUAAGAGUUGAAGAGAUGGCAGAGAUGAUAAGAAUUGAGGCAAAGGAAGGACCCUAGAACGUAUGCUUCCAAAAGGAUCUUGUGUAAUGCUGGUUCUAAACAACUAGAAAAUAAAAAGAAAAAAGAAGAUAAUUUGUAUCAUGCUUAUUUAUCCCUAUUAGAUAUUUAAUCCUUUUUUGGUCUGCA